Fonsecaea monophora is the source of this 543-nucleotide messenger RNA. RefSeq lists its product as hypothetical. Lineage: Eukaryota; Fungi; Ascomycota; Eurotiomycetes; Chaetothyriales; Herpotrichiellaceae. The record is from RefSeq and is a predicted model, not a curated record. Bases 1 to 543 code for a protein of 180 amino acids. The transcript has a single exon.
AUGCUGGCUUCCACAUCAUCCAACCCGGCCAUCCAGGCCUACAAGGUCUACCACCUCUCCCAAACCAAACUCGACCGGGAGUGCCGCCGACAAACCCCAGAUCUCCACCGCAUAGUCCUGCAUGCCUCUAUCGUCGACAAUGUUCGACGAUGGUCGCGUGACCUUGCUACUCCUUCUGAAACCGUGGUCGUCGACUCCGAGUCCGACACGGACAGCGAUCCAUUCGAGGACUCGGCAUCCGACGAGGAAUACGAGGAUGCCUCGUCUGUCGACCAGAUUGCCAUCUUUGACUGCGAGGUUGACGACGAGACGACGAUUGAGCAACAGUCCCAGAGCAACGGCAAAGUCUACGCCGUUCAGACCGGUGUGGUUCAGUGUGGGGAGAACAAGGACUCCCAGUCCAGCUCUGCGCCUGCCAGCCCAAGGAGACGAGCGCCCCCUCCACCACCGUCAACGGCCAAGUCGACUUACGACCAGAGCUGGAAGCAAAACCGACCAGUCACAGUCCGAGAGACGGCCAUUGACGUUGAAGGGGACGAUUAG